Messenger RNA from Myotis davidii, 870 nucleotides. RefSeq names its product olfactory receptor 1A1. The record is from RefSeq and is a predicted model, not a curated record. Gene Ontology annotation, biological process: G protein-coupled receptor signaling pathway. The transcript has 2 exons. Lineage: Eukaryota; Metazoa; Chordata; Mammalia; Chiroptera; Vespertilionidae. Gene Ontology annotation, cellular component: membrane. The coding region runs from base 1 to 870 and encodes 289 amino acids. Gene Ontology annotation, molecular function: olfactory receptor activity; G protein-coupled receptor activity.
AUGAGGGAAGGUAAUCAAUCCUCUACCCUGGAUUUCAUCCUCCUGGGCGUUAGCGGUCAGCAGCAACAGGAAGAUUUCUUCUUCAUCCUCUUCCUGCUCAUUUACCCCAUCACACUGAUUGGAAACCUGCUCAUCAUCUUGGCCAUUUGCUCCGACAUUCACCUUCACCACCCCAUGUAUUUUCUCCUUGCUAACCUCUCUUCUGUUGACAUCUUCUUCUCCUCUGUAACCAUCCCGAAGAUGCUAACCAACCAUCUCUUGAGCACCAAGACCAUCUCCUUUGGGGGAUGCCUGACACAGAUGUAUUUCAUGAUUGCUUUGGGUAACACAGAUAGCUAUAUCCUGGCUGCAAUGGCAUAUGAUCGUGCUGUGGCCAUCAGCCGGCCACUUCAUUACACAACGAUUAUGAGCUCACGAACUUGUAUCAUGCUAGUUGUUGGGUCUUGGGGAGCUGGAAAUAACUUCUACUGUGACAUUACCCCUUUGCUCAAGCUGUCCUGCUCUGACAUUCACUUCAAUGUGACGAUGAUGUACCUUGGGGUUGGUGUUUUCUCUGUGCCAUUGCUGUGCAUCAUCAUCUCCUAUGUUUGGGUCUUUUCCACAGUCUUACUAGUGCACGUUCCAUCCACCAAGGGUGUGCGCAAAGCCUUCUCCACCUGUGGUUCCCACCUCACUGUUGUUUCUUUGUAUUAUGGGACAGUCAUGGGCAUGUACUUCCGCCCUCUGUCUAGCUACAGUCUAAAGGAUGCUGUGGUAACUGUGAUGUACAUGGCAGUGACUCCAAUGUUAAAUCCUUUCAUCUACAGUCUGAGAAAUCGAGACAUGAAGGCUGCCCUGGGGAAACUCGUCAGCAAGAGAAUCUCCAUGUAA